AUGAGAGGAGGGCAGAAACCGAGACAGGAGAGAGAAAGUACCACUAAAAGCAGAGCGCACGCAAUUUCAAAUGAAUUACUAAUGGAUGAAGAGUUUGCAGAAAAUAUAAAUAAAAAUAAUAUGAGAAACACGCCAUCCAUUCCCGUUGAGGCAAGCGAAAAAAGAGAGAAAAAGAUACAAGAAAUAAUAAACCGGCUGGAAAGGUCAAAAUAUUUAAACCACACAGAAGAGGCCCCAAUAGAGAGAAGUCCAGCAACAAGAAGCCAGCGCAGAAACUCAAACGGCUUUAGCACUUCAUCAAAAGAAAGAAGUGACCGCGAGUGCCCGAUAAAAAGCAAGCAGAAAAAAACAAAUGAAGUACGGGCAGGGUCUUCGCUUAUUUUACCAAUUCGCACAGCCAACUCACAACGAAUAGAUCCAACACAGCACACAUUUAAUCAGCUUAUAGAAUCAUCUCCAGUAAUUAACCAAAUGAAAAAUAUAUUAGAAGGAAUAACCACGCUAUUAAACGCAAAGGCAUUAGAAGAGGCACCAAAGGAAGAAACACCAGAAAUGCCGGUUAAAAGCGAAAAAAUAACAGAAAUAUUUGAGAAUGGCAUGUCUUCAUAUGAUGAGUCGUUAGAAAAGGAAUUGUUACAAGAAAACCAGGAUGUAUACCCAGAGGUAGUGUAUGAAGAAAUUCUUGACAACAAUUUUUAUCAGCCAAAUAUGUCUUAUAACACAAAAAUCCCUGCUAAGAAAGAAAGGAAGAGAAAGAGAUUGACACAAGAGAAAGCACAAUUAUGUCUAGAAGAAAUGACAAAAAGAGAAAUUUCUAGAAGAAAUAACCGGUAUCUUUUUUAUAGAAUAUCAAACAUGCCGCCUAUUAACUGUGCAAUUGCUAAACUACAGCAAAUUUGGUGUACAAUUGCAGAUUUACGUCUUAUAGAUCUAGGGAUGAUUGUUAUGUUAGACAAAACAGAGGCACAGUUUAUUAUUUCGCAGAAAUCUAUAAAAAAGCUGGACCUAAUUACAGAGGGCUAUAUGAAACUCAAUUCCGAAGUCAUUUUAACCGGCCCACUUAAAGAUCCGUUAGAGCACAAGAAUUAUACAAAAGAAUUAGUUUUAGAUUUAAUAAAAGAAAGGUCGGCCAAAGUUUUACAAAACACAAAAAACGAAGCGUGCAGCAUUUACAAAUUCUGCAAAAAAAUCAAGGACUGCACAAGUGUGAAAGACUUCUACAGCAAAGUGCACACAGAUUCAUAAUAAAUGGAC
Molecule: messenger RNA, 1254 nt
Organism: Nematocida parisii ERTm1
Lineage: Eukaryota; Fungi; Microsporidia
Exons: 1
Coding region: 1-1245 (414 amino acids)
Source: RefSeq, a predicted model, not a curated record